GUUACCGCGCUCGUUUCAAAAAGAGCAGUGAUUUUGUUGUGAUUAUACUUGCCUUGGGUACUUAUUGCACCAAAAAGCAUUCUUGGUCUACUUUAACUUAAAGUACUUUGAUUAAAGUUUGAAAUGUUUUGCUAAAUUUUGUCCUGAGUACCUGUUUUUACUCCUGACUAACACUUCAGAAGUAUUAGAUAGUGAAAUCCAGUUGACUGGUUUCAUAACCAGUAGGGCUGAUAGAUUAAACCGUAGGGGAAGCGGGGUUAUUCUCUACACGAAAAGUACCCUAACCAUAAGAUUAGCUGAGACAGUAGCACAUGUUUCAGGGACAUUUGAACUGGUGAAAUGUAAGUUGAGAUGCCGACGGCAAGAUAUUGAAUCAGUUGUAGUAUAUCGCAGUCCAGAAUGUGUAGCAGAUGAUUUUAUCCUAAGUAAACUUAAGUCCUGGUGUAACAACAGUAAAAGUAUUGUAGUAGGCGACUUUAAUGCACCACAUAUAAACUGGGUAAACUUAGAAGUAGGGUCAUCCAUAUCGUCGUUCGACUGCAAACUGUUAGACACCUCGAUUGGAUUAGCUGUAUUCCAACACAUUAGAGAUCCAACAAGAUACGACUUAAGAAACUCUUCCUCUCUUUUAGAUUUAGUCUUCACACACGGUGAUGACGUCGAUCAAAUGGCUUUUCUCUCACCACUUGGGAGAAGUGACCAUGCAGUCAUCUUAUUCAAAGUCAUGGCUGAGAUUGCCUGUCAAACAGUUGCACAGGCCCGUCCCAACAUAUGAAAGGCAGAUAUGCAGGCAACUAACUCCGCAGCAGCGGCUGAGAACUGGGAAAUUGACUCAAAGGCAUCAGUACAAGAGGCAUGGACUCUAUUCAGGCAGUUAUACAAUCCGGUAACUCAACCAUACAUACCCUGGACUGUCCCAAAGAAAAAGAAGCACGGACAUCCCUGGAUAGGGCGGGAUAUUCGACGCUUACUAAGACAAAAGAAGAAAUGCUGGGAUGGUGCCAUCCGCCUUGGUACAGCAGGUACGAUGGAACGCUACAGAUCGAUAAGAAACGAGUGUAUAACUAAAAUUCGGGAAGCUCAAAGGAAAUAUGAAAUGCAACUGGCACAAUCUGCACUCAAGCAGCCCGAGAGAAUAUUUUCGUACAUAAACUACAGAACAAGGAUGUAUCAUUGGAUUCCCAACCUAAUUAAAGUAGGAAGUGAAUCUGAAAUGACAGAGGAAGAUCAGGAAAAAGCAGAGGCUAUUGCUGAAUAUUUUGGGGCAGUUUUCACGCAGGAACCUCCUCUAGAGAAAGAACCAGACCCAAAUACAGAGUCAACAAACCAGCUGCUCGCCGUGGACUUCGACCAAAACGAUGUGCUUAAGGCUCUUAGCACCCUAAACAUGAAGACGUCAACAGGACCAGAUGAACUACACCCUAAAAUAUUGAGACAUAUUGCCCAAUAUAUCGUGGCCCCACUGACUGUGAUGUUCAGUAUGUCACUUGACCAAGGUGUGUUACCUAUGGACUGGAAGGACCCAAUCAUCACUCCCAUACAUAAAACAGGUCCACGACAAGUUCCAUCGAAUUACAGACCCGUAAGCCUCACCAGUGUGGUAAUUAAAAUACUGGAAAGAAUAAUCAAACGGACCAUAACGGCAUCUAUGGAAACCAAUAACUUUCUGAACAUGGCACAACAUGGUUUUAGAAAGGGUCUAUCCUGUACAGCGAACCUCCUUAUAGCACGGGAGUUCUGGAUUAAUGCGCUAGACAACGGAAACUCAGUGGAUGUUGUCUAUAUAGAUUUCAGUAAGGCUUUUGACGCAUUUACUCUUCAGGCAGACUUAAAUAAUAUGAUAAACUGGUAUAAAGAGUGGCUGAUGCCUAUCAACGCGGAAAAGUGUGUCUACAUGCACUUGGUGGAUUCAGAGGUUAAUAAGUACAACAUAGGGGAUGUGUCAUUAUCCGUAGUCCGGUCUCAUAAGGAUCUAGGGGUGACAGUGAGUAAUGAUCUUAAGACGACGGCCCAUUGCCAGGAGGUCGCAGUUAAGGGGUUUCGAACCCUCUGGGCUUUAAAAAGGACAUUCACUAAGUUUGAUACUACCAUGUUCACCACAUUAUACACAUCCUUAGUGAGAACUAAACUAGAGAACUGCGCUCAGGCUGCAAGCCCCUGUUUAAAAGGUGACUCGGAAAUACUAGAAAAAGUACGGAGAGCAGUUACCUGUGCAAUUCCGGAACUCCGGGGUUUAUCAUACAAAGAGCGGCUUGAAAAACUUGACCUCUUUACUCUGUCCUAUCGCAGACUAAGGGGAGAUCUAAUUUUGAUGUACAGAAUACUGAGAAAUGAUUUCGGACCUAAAUUAUUCUCUCUCUUUCUUCCCACUAGAGCAGGACACCUUAGAGGACAUAGCAGGCGAGUAGAAAAGCCAAGAACGAACAAAAUACCCGUGGCAUACAGGUUUUCACACCGAGUCAUCAAUACUUGGAACCUGCUGCCUGAAGCAGUGGUGUCCGCACCUUCAAUUGACUCUUUCAAGAGAAGACUGAACACUCACAGAAGCAUACUAGAAAAGGAAUAAAAUAGGCCAUAGGCCUUCUGUCCUUACUACACAAAUCUGAAAUCUGAAUCUGAAUCUAAUGUGUACUGCAAGGCAGUUGACAAUAUGAUCUGGUUUGACCGGGCACAGAGUCGCGGCAUAGAAUUUGCUUGUUGAUGCUCAUCGGCCAUCGGGAGAUUCCAUAAGUACAAAUCGCUUUCUGAUAAUCCACUUACAUACUUGUUAGCUCAAGUCAUUCAGCUUAUUCCCUUUGAAUCGCACACAAGAAAAUCUUGAUCUAUAUCUGAUAUUGCUUGGAAUUAUUGCUUCCACAUUAUCACAAUCAUUAAUACAUAUUUGGACCUAUAACACCCACCCAUUCGACAAUAACAAGUAACUCAUAUUUCGCAUACAUUUAUUUUUGUGUUUAAUAAGCCGAUCCCCUUUAUAAGUCUUAAAAAAUGGACUGAUUAAUGAUAUUCUCAUAUUUUCAUUGGUCCUCCACAUUUUUUUUAACAAAGUACAGAGUAAUUUAUGCAUAAAAAACCUCUUGCCCAAUACAAAAGAACCCUAGUCAGGUAUAACUGGAUAAAUCUUGGUUUAGUAUGAUCAUUUAUUGAGUUCAUACAAAAUAUUCCAAGUCAAUAAUCUCCAUCGACACCAUAAAAUACGAGUGGUGAUUCUAACUCCUUACACAGCAACAAACCUGAACAAAGACAAAAUAGUGAAAAAAUGUCUUCCACAGCAGAAAGCCUCAACAUCUAUAUAAUAAACAGCAAGUCCCAUGAAUAAGAAACAAUAAACGGCGAACAAAUCACACUUGGUGGAGAAGCUCUGGAAGAGGUGUAAGACAUUGUAGUUGUGUGACAACUGGAGUUGAUUGGUGCAGAGUUGACCGCGAACACCUUAGUAGCACCAAAAAUUAUGACACAAGUAUUUAUUAACUUUCAUAUUUUAUACAGGCAUCAUAUUUCUUAUUAUUUUGUGUUGAAUUUUGAAAACUUGGUUCUUUUAAAAAGACAACCUCACGCUUCAAAAGCUCUGUUCCACGAUCUGAAUAAAGACCUAAUCACUACUAAGAUGGUUUCUUCUGCCCCUAAAACGAGAGGUAUCAAACAGCACGAACAUGUUGAACCCUAUUUUAAACACAAAAACUGACUUCUGCAUCGCUUAUUAUCUUUUUCGCUUAUCAUAAAUUUUGUACACAUAUAUUUAUGUACAUUGCUUUUUAUCACAAAGUAUUCAUGCUGUAAUCUU
Schistosoma guineensis is the source of this 3781-nucleotide messenger RNA. NCBI's taxonomy places the organism in Eukaryota, Metazoa, Platyhelminthes, Trematoda, Strigeidida, Schistosomatidae. The record is from the annotation of a GenBank genome assembly.